AUGUGCAGCCAUCGGUCCUGCUUGUCCAGAUACAGCCCUGUCACCUCGGAUCCAAUCUGUCUGCAGCCAGUACUUCCCACUGUGCGUGGCCAUUGGUUCCGGGUGGGGCGCGAUGCCUGCGCUUCUCCAGCAGAGGGCAGUGUUGUCAUGCCAGCCGGGACCCAGGGCUCCGGGAGUCCGGAGGGAGGCCCGGCCCAAGCCGACCCGGUGGCCCGGGCGGCGCGCCUCGCGCGGCCAGCCCCGCGGGGCUGCCCGCUUGCAGCUGCGCCCCUGGCUCCCAUCCCCUUAACGCUCACCGGGGGUAGACCUGUUAGCCCGUCACCUGUCUACUGGCUCGCAAGGCCUGCCUGCUGGCAGGUGCAGAGGCCUUCAGAGAGCCUGCUGGUCACACCUGCUCAGGCCGCACCUAAGUUCCGGGUGUCGGCAGUACUUCUUCGAGUGGGCCUCCAGCCAAAGCCAACGUCAGCCCUGUAUUGGGAGGGACUGGCCUUUAGAUCCUGA
Messenger RNA from Rangifer tarandus platyrhynchus (Svalbard reindeer), 501 nucleotides. NCBI's taxonomy places the organism in Eukaryota, Metazoa, Chordata, Mammalia, Artiodactyla, Cervidae. The record is from the annotation of a GenBank genome assembly.